AUGUCGCCAGCUCAUGUUUCCUCACCAGUGACACUAUCUACGUCUCAACAGCAACAACCACAAACGCCUUCAACUCCAUCACAUCAUCUAAGUAGUAUUUUGAAUGAAACAGCUAAUUGUAAUGAUUCCUCAACACUAGCAGUUGCAGCCAAUGACAGCAAUAACAGUAAUAAUAGUAGCAGUAAUAGUUCAACAAAUAGUAUUGUAAAUAAUCAACCAACGAUGCGAUUACAGAAUACAAUGAGACUCAUAUCCAUGACACCAGUACGAGUUGAAGAUAUCUAUAGUCUAGGCCCGGUAUCACCUGUCCAGAACCAGCAGCAAAGUAACCAACAACAUAACCAGUCAAUAGAUAAGCAAACAACAGCAGAAAUAAAUAAAAUUGCAACUUCAAAGACAGCAUCACUAUCCAAGCCAAGUAUAAUACAAAGCACACAAUGUCAGAUUUACCCAGACAAGCAUUCAGUAAAACUGAGAGAAAAUUUACAAGAGCAAGCGCCAUGUAAAUGCCUUGUACCACCAUCGCAUGAUCCAAAAGCAAACAAAGAGAUACAAGAGUUCCAAAUCCCAGAAGCACAACGUCAGCGAAAUUUAAAACAUAUCGAAGAAAAUCCGAAAGUAUUUAGUCUACAGCGAUACACACAAGAUCGUCAAGAAUCCCAAACUCAAAUACAAAAGGCACAACGACAACAACGUCCAAGAUAUAUCAAACAAAAUCCAGAAGUGUUUCAUCCAAUCCGAGUAAUACCAGAUCAAGUGCAAGCGCAUGAAAUACAACCACAGCAAGUUCCACAACAUGUUACGCCUAUCGAAGAAAAUAAACCAGGACUUAGUAAACAUCGAAUUUCCAAUGCAUAUUCUAUACAAGAUCAUGUAAACCUACAACUGCAAAUACAAGAUGUACAACAACCACGAGAACAAAAGCGUCAAAUCGAAGAGCAUGAUUUAUCAUCACGUCCAACACUGCCACAACGUUUAACGAUAGAACUUGAGCCCCAGCCGCCAUAUCCUGUUAAUCAGCAACAAGCACCACGAGAAGCACCGCCAAGAGAUAAUCACCAAUCUAGUCCAUCAUCAUCGUCGUCAUCAACUACAUCGCCACGGAAGAAUUCUACUACAAUACAGCCAGUAUCGAACAAUCAUCAUGUACAAUCUACAAAUUCAUUAGAUCCAUUGGGUAUCAAUGUUUUAGACAGUAAACCUAAUAUGGAACUAUCAAACCAAGAAACUCAAGCAAAGGAUAAAGUCAAGCGUGACAGUCAACAAGAACCAUGGUCACCACAAGAGGAAUGGAACGUCGUUCAACCAAGUAAAAAAGGAAACAAACCAGAAACUCUCCAAUAA
Messenger RNA from Teleopsis dalmanni, 1344 nucleotides. Its product is annotated as myb-like protein Q. The coding region runs from base 1 to 1344 and encodes 447 amino acids. The transcript is spliced from 3 exons. The record is from RefSeq and is a predicted model, not a curated record. Lineage: Eukaryota; Metazoa; Arthropoda; Insecta; Diptera; Diopsidae.